This is a messenger RNA of Photinus pyralis (common eastern firefly), 2024 nucleotides long. RefSeq lists its product as uncharacterized. Lineage: Eukaryota; Metazoa; Arthropoda; Insecta; Coleoptera; Lampyridae. The transcript is spliced from 3 exons. The record is from RefSeq and is a predicted model, not a curated record. Gene Ontology annotation, cellular component: extracellular matrix. Bases 33 to 1787 code for a protein of 584 amino acids.
UUUGCGACGUAUUGGUCGCAUUUAAGUACAAAAUGACAAUGAUCUGGUUAAACAUUUUUGCUGUGAUCGUGGCAGCAUCUGCUUUAGAAGAUCCUGACCUGAUUAGAAAUUGCGGGGAUGCUCGUGCGCUUGCAUUGGGAAUACCGGCAUCGGGACAUUCCGAGGGAAUUGUAUAUGCAGCCCCCAAAGCAGCCCCAUUAGUAGCAACGUACUCUAGCCCGCUCUACGCCUCUUACUCGGGCCAUUCUAACGCGUAUGCUUCGGGAGGAUCUCAUUAUUCCGGGGGAAAUUCUUAUGCUUAUACAUCAGCCGUGCCCGUUGUGAAGAAGGUGGUUGCCGCACCAGCAAUUGCAACUUAUAGCGCACCAGUUUCUUACGCAUUAGAUGCUUCUCAUUCCGGAGCUCAUGGUGGCUAUGACGCCGCAUCUUCUUAUUCAUCCCAGAUUUCUCACGACGCCCAUUCUGGAUAUGCCAGUCAUGGCUCUUAUGGUGGUGCGUCGUUAAAUUAUGCAGUCCCACUUGUAAGUAAAGUUGCGGUAGCCCCCGCCCCGGUAGUAAAGUACGCUACCCCUGUUGCUAAAACGGUCGUUACGGACUACGUUAGCUCAGGAUUGUCACAUGAUUCUCACGCUGAUAGUUACAAUAGUUUGUAUUCUUCUCAUCUUUUUGCCGCUCCAGCUGUGAAGGUUGCUGCACCAGUUGUGACUGUAACUGCUGCACCGAUUGCUAAAACUGUAGUAGCUGACUACAGCAGUUCGGGAGCUUCACAUGCUGGUUCCUACAAUAAUUUAUAUUCUUCUCAUGUUGUAGCAGCGCCGGCUGUUAAAGUUGCAGCACCAGUGAUUGCAAGUCAUUAUGCGGCGCCAAUUGCGAAAACCGUAGUUACAGACUACGUUAAUUCGGGAGCUUCACAUGCUGGAUCCUACAACAAUUUAUAUUCUUCCCAUGUUGUAGCAGCUCCGGCUGUUAAAGUUGCAGCACCAGUCAUAUCUGUAACUGCUGCCCCAGUAAUAGCAAGCCAUUACGCGGCGCCAAUUGCUAAAACCAUAGUUACAGACUAUGCCAGCUCGGGAUUAACGCAUGCUUCUCAUGCUAGUGCAUACAAUAAUUUAUAUUCUUCUCAUCUUGUGGCAGCUCCGGCUGUUAAAGUUGCGGCACCAGUAGUAGCAAGCCAUUAUGCCGCGCCUAUCGCCAAAGCCGUAGUUACAAACUACGGAAGUUCGGAAUUAUCCCAUGCUUCCCAUGCUGGUGGUUACAGUAACUUAUAUUCGUCCCAUCUUGUGUCCGCCCCAGCUGUUAAAGUUGCCGCACCAGUAGUAGCAGUAACUGCUGCGCCAGUAUAUGCAAAAUUGGGUCAUUCUUCGGCGUCUAGUUAUCAAUCAUCUCAUGCAGGCCAUGGUGCCCUUAGUGCCUACAGCGCUCCCGCUGUUGGGCUCUCCGUAGGCCAUGCACCGGUAGUUGCGGUCCCGCAUACACCAUCAAUAAGGUAUGGUGCCGCUCCUGCUGGUUACAUAACGUCUGCUCCAGUUGCAGUCAAGCCCAUUACUGUCAAACAGGACGGGUACUAUGACGCUCAUCCACGGUAUGCCUUUGAGUAUGGAGUAAACGAUCCCCACACCGGCGAUAUCAAAGAGCAAAAGGAAGAACGGGAUGGAGAUGUUGUCAAAGGACAUUAUGCGUUAGUUGAACCCGAUGGUAACGUUCGCACCGUUCAAUACACAGCCGAUUGGCAGACAGGUUUCCACGCACAAGUAACAAACUCCAAACAGCAAGUACACGCUCAUUAGGAAGAUGAAUUGACUGUCACCACGUUAUUUAUGUUACCGCAGAUUAGCAUUACGUUACCGUGCACCGUUGUUUUAAUCAUAUUGUCAUCUCAUUCCUAGUCUAAUACCAUAUGGGCCCCAAUGAUAACGGUGGUCAUCUCACAAAAUUAUUUAACCAUGUACCCUUUAAGAAUGCUAUGUAAAUAUUUGAUACUAGGCGAUAAGGAUCUUGUAUUAAUAAAUGGUUUUUUUAUUAUC